AUGAACUGCCUGCCGCUGCUGCUGCUGCUGCUCUCUUCGCGCAGCUCUUUCGACGCGCUGCUGCUGCUGCUACUGGCUCGCGCUGCAAGCUCCACAGCCUUCCCUCAGCCGAGGCGGGCCAAGCGCGCCCGCUGGACCUUCUUCUUCCUCUUCCUCCUCAAUACCCCUUCCAUCUCUUUCCUCCCUCCCACUCUCCAAGACUUAACUUGUAGGGACAGGUAGAGGGACUGGCCGACCAAAUCCGACUAAAGAGGAGAGGAGGAGAGGUCAGGGUCCAAAAUGGAAGCCCAGCUGUUUCCUGCUCCAAAGGCGCUCUCUGGCCACCAGGUGUUGGGGUGGGUGUGUUUGCAAAGUGGAGCUCUCCUCCUUUUUUAAAUGCUUGGGGUGAGAUUGGCAGGCAGGGCCAGGAGGCUAGUAGUAGUUCGCCUGGGGGUUUUCUCAGUGGCAGGCUGGCUCAAUGGACGGGGGUCGGCCUUGCUGCCAAGGAGGAGAGGGCUCGUGUGCCUUUAAUAAUAGCUUUGUGUGGGGAAAGGAGGAUGCAAGCAGGAAGUGGAGCAUGACAAGUUGCACCUGCCCAAAUUCAUCUCUGAGGAGGGCUGCCUGCCUGUGCAGCUGGGCAUCCCUCAUGUAGCUGUGCUCUCUUGCAGAAAGGCGUUUCUUCUGCUCUUAAAAGCCACACACCUUUUUGGCUUGCAGGGCUGGCCCAAGGCAUUUUGGUGCCCGAGGCAAAGGGUCAAGUGGCAUCUCCACAGGCACAGAGAUGCACAGCUUCCAUGCGCAGAACUGAAUGCAACUUCACCAACAGCACCUGAGAGUAUAGGGGACGGCGAUAGAGUGCAAUUCACACACCGCAUUUGCUGCCUCCCUCUGCUCUGUUGAGUAGGGUCAGCUCUGCUGACUUGGAAGACCACCUCCUGGUGCUAAGGUAGAGAAAGAUCUGUUGUGGUUACUUCUUACGUAACACAGUGAAAUGCGUUUGAUGGCCGUGACUUAGUAAUAGAACAUCUGCAGUGCAUGUAGAGGUUGCAUGCCAAAGAUCUUAGGCUCAGUCUCCAAUUAGCAUCUCAAGUUAAUUACCCUGUCUGAAAAAACUGGGGAGCCACAGGUAAUGUCACUCCUGUUGUUGAUAACAUCAAAAUGUUAAAGUGUGACUGUUCCCUCUGAUUAACCACUGGGUGGUUAUUCAUCUAUAGUUAUCAUUUUGCCCAGUCCCCUCCUGGACUUUAAUUAAAGGAAAAUAUUUGCACUUUGCCCUCUGGGUUGCCUAUGUUAACUCCACAUUAUUGCAGUGAAAACCACACAUUGUUGAUUUUAACCUAACCAGUCCAUUUAUGGCCAACCUCCAUUCCCAGGAUCAAUCCUUGUCUUUGGACAAAUUAUUAUGCACUUCUGCUUGUCUUGUUGUAGGGCGUCCAUUCUCCCCAGUAUUCAAUAUUGGCUCAUCCCUUUCUGGGUUAGAGUACUUGUUCUUUAAUUCUUUAACACGAAGUCCUAUUCCAGCAUUAGUUGCAGGGGUAAGACUAGGGCAGGGGUGGGUGGGGUGCACUCAUAUGUUGACUAGUCGUGCCCCAUAGCAUCCCAUGUAUAUAGUAUGGAUGUCUGCAGGGAGGGAGCCUUCACAUACACUGAUAUAUGUGUGAACACUCCUUCCUUGCACAUACACACUGUGUACAUGGGCAGCAGGGAGUGAGGCUACUCCCCACUUUUUGGUUUUAGCCAUGCAUAAAAUGCCUGACUGUAAGAUUGUAGUGAACAUUAGUCACACUCAGAGUAAACCUAUUGGAAUUGGAUGUCUCUAAGGUCCAUUCGUUUUGAUGGCCCUACUCUGAGUAGAACUUGGUUGGAGCAGGACAACACAGAGGAUCACUAAACAAAACUCCAUUCACUGUUUAAGCAGCCUGUAGUGGACACCACCAGUUUUGAAUAUUUUUAUUGCAAAGCAUGGUAAGGUUUAUGUAAAACACUUAUUCUAAGCUAUGAGUUUGCUUUAAAAGAAUUGUGGUUUGAAGAAAGUUCGCUACUGCAAGAUAUGUAACUUCAGAUGGCUAAACUGAAGUAGAAACAAACAAAAAUGCAAAGAUAGGCAAUACGGAAAGGACACGAUGAAAAAUGGAGCUGCUGAAAGUUAAAUUGUUGAAUUCUCAUGGGCUGUGCAAGCCAUAUGGCUGGAAAGAGAGUAUGUAGUUUUUUAAAAAAGAAACCCUGGGAAAAUGACUGUAUUGAAUUUACAUGGAAUGAGAAACAUACCUCUGACUAAGACAAUAACAUAUGGCAGAAAGUGACAAGACAAGGUAUUUAUCAUUAUCAUUAGUUACCAUUUAUCAAAAUAUAUUAGAAAUUAAAUGUAGUUUCUGUUGUUUGCAAGUUACUGAACUACACUGUUAAGGCAAUGUAAAUAAAAAUGCAACAUUUUUAUCAACACUGAUGAUACAAAAUACAUUAGGAAUAAUUUUAAAUCCUCUAUCCUAUCCCCUCAAAGAUGGGAAAUCUUUUAUAUAGUCAGCUGGUACCCCGAACUCCCAUUUUCACUCUAACAAUGGGAAACUUAGCAAGAGGAAGGUGUCACAACCCCCAAACUACCCACUCCUCACCUUUUUUUGUUUAUGAAAACAACGCACCCAUCAUAGUGUUACAGAUGGGCCCAUUCUGAAGGCUCCAGGUUUGAACCUUAGCAUAAUCCCUAGAGCUGAAAAAUAUCACCUGAUACCUUAGCGAGAGCUGCUGCCAUUCAGAACAGUCAGUACUGAACAGUAGUUCAAUGACUCUAGCAUAGGGGAGCAACAUGUAUUUAUAAAGCCUAUCCAAGUGAGUUCUCCACAUGACAGAUGCCAUGAAACCCGUUUACUUUAGGAGAAAGUGGAUAGAGGCUUUUUUCUCCGUUUCAAAUGAAGCUAAAGCGUGGGAGAUUCAAGACAGACAAAAGUACUACUUCAGACACAUGGUUAAAUAAUGGGAUUUGCUGCAACAAGAUGUGGAGGGAAGUGACUAUUAAUGGCUACUAGUGAUGAUGGCUACAUUCUGCUUUCAGGAUCAGAAAUGGCAUGGCUCUGAGUACCAACUUCUGGGCAACAACAGAGGAAAGUGGCUAUUGUACUCAUAUCCUAUCAGGGCUUUCUGUAGGCAUUUGGUUGGUCAGUGUGGGAACAGAAUGCUGGACCAGAAAGGCCUUUGGUCUUACCUAGUAGCAGGGCUCUUUUUGUGUUUACGUUAGCAUAUACAUCAGUUCGGUCAUGUGCACUGUCUCCAUGCCUGUACCAGGAACGUGACUGAGCCAACGCACAUGUAGCAUAUGGUUUUCUACUGCAUGAUGGCAGCCUUGGUUUAUGCAAGCUAUUUAAAGACGAGGUUAGUAAGGGAAUACAUUUAGAACAACAGGAAAUCUUCUGCAUCAGCUUCAAAAGCUUCUACCGUGGGGAGAAAAUUAAAGCUUACAUGUGUCAGUUAUGAUUUACAAGUAUUUUUUUAAUGGAGUGUGAACUAGUAGAAUAGAUGAACAAAACUUUGAUAUCAAAGCUUACCACUGAGCAGUCGUUGUUUUUUCUGAAACUGACAGCAAAAAAAGAGACUAAAAUCAAUAUUGGCAUUGGUUUGGACCACUUAUGUGCUGAAUACAAUCAAUUAGAGAACGUGGAAGGAUUUUUAUUUAAAGAGAGGCAAUGCAAAACAAAAGAAACCACACAGAUAUAUAGUUCAUUCAAAGGUGGUGGUGGGAGGGAAUCAUCGCAGUAAAUCAAAGUGUUAUUGAAUAGCAAGUGAUUGUAACACAGGACUGUGGCAAAAACAACAGCUACAGAAACCUUAAAAUAGAUACCUUUUAUUAUGUUUACGUAUGCAUUGCUUGCACUGGCUGCCAAUUCAUUUCCAGGCCCAAUUCAAAGUGCUGGUUUUGACCUACAAAGCCUUAAAUGGCUCAAGAUUGCAAUACCUCAAGAACUUCCUCUCUUCACAUGAACCUACGGGGACCCCAAGAUCAUCAUCUGAGGCCCUUCUCUGUGUACCUCUUCAAGAGGUCCAGAGGAUGGCAACACAAGAAUGAGCCCUUUCUGCAAUAGCUCCCCAUUUGUGGAAGGCCUUCCCCAGGGCGGUUCAGCUGGCACCUUCAUUAUACAUCUUUAAGGCGCCGUGUGAAAGUGUUCCUUUUUAACCAGGCCUUUGGCUGCUUGACAUCCAAUGCCCUUUUAAAUGUGUUUUGGGAGGGGCUGGGGGGGCGGUAUUGGUUUUUGUUCUUGCUUUUAUUAUGUUUCUUCGUCUUGUAUUUUUAGAUUGCGAACCGCCCUGAAGUCUACAGAUGAAGGGCAGUAUACAAAUUUAUUCAUAUAAUAAUAGGUGGAGCAGGUGUCUAUUUUCUAGUAGAAACUCCUAGUAAGAUCACAUCGGUACACUUAUGUUCUGCUUCAAUUUCCUUCCUUCGAAAAGGAAGCAAGCGCCACUCCUUAAUUUGCAUUUGCAUGUUUACAGGGUGUAGAGAAGAUCCAGGGUUCACAGGGUAUGUAUACAAAGAUAUUAGAAUGUCUAUAUAGAACCUGGGUGGGGCUAUUUGACCACAGAUUUCGCAGUGUACUUGUUGGCAAAGUAAACCCAGCUGAUCUCUUGCAGAAAGCAACAGUACUUGUUUCACCCACCAACUAUGCUCAUGUGCUAACUUUGGCUAAUUUGUGGGAUGGGGGAAGAUGAGCAAUAUACAUCCCUUUAUUUUGCAAUACCUUUAUCUGGUCAACUUCUUGUUAUGAUCUGAACAUAAUCCAGUGUUCUGUUCCUACAGUGGCCAACUGCAAGCAGGACCUGAACACCAGAGCUGAUUUUUUCAUUACUUCUCAUCUUGCAGUUGCAGUUAUAUGUAACAUGACAUUGUCCUAUAAUUAGGCUUUGGAACUUCCCGAGUGCCAAAAUAUCAAUUGAAGCCUUGGGGAAGAUAUCAUGGGGUCACUUCUCUCAUUAGGUAUUUUAGGAAGUGCAGGCACCCAGGGAGGCUGCAGGGUGCUGGAGAAAUAUCUACCGGGAGGGGGGCACACACAGACCACCCUUGGCCUCCUCACAAUGGUAAGAUCAAAACCCCAUAUUGACAACAGCAACAACAACAGCAACAAUAAUCCCCAAGUGCCCUAAGAAAGACAGAAAAAUGGAAGCCUCUUUCAUAAGACAAACUGGAUAACAGAUUUUGGAACAGCACUGAUGAUAACCAUCUUUAAGAAUGGAGUCAAAGUGUACGGGGCUGACUGAACUCUUAUUUGGGAUUGUUUCCACCCGUCUUGCUUGCUAAUGCAGAUGUGCUUGCCAGCAUGAAGAUAACUAUUGUGGAUGGAAUUCAUAUCCACCUUUGCUGAUUUAGUCUUCCCUCAUAAUUCACGCUAAUGGCCUCAGGAUGUUCCAGGAUUAAUUGCUACACAUGUGACCUCAGGAACACUUUGCACCAACUUCACCUGGCAAGACCACUGUGUUCUUUGGUUGGCUGGUCUAUAUGGGACAUGCUUUCAGUCACCUAUAGGCAGUGGAGGCUGCUGUUAGGGAAAAUGGGGGACGGCCCCACAAAUCUCAGUCUGUCCCCAUCAGCUUGCCUUCUUAUUUACAACCAGUUCAAGGAGUGGUGGCCACCUGUCAGCAGCCUUUGUAGAACAUCAGUAAGGAGGAUGGAGACAAAAGUAGAAUUAGUUCUGCGUGGAUCCUUCUUCCAGGAAGCAUGAAGAGGAAGACACUGGGAGGAAGGAAACAAAAUGCUACAGGGAGCCUGCUAAGCUCCACCCCCACUGGCAACCUGAGCUUGUUAACCCUUUCAUGCAUGCAAGUGUGAGUCAAUAACUGUAUAUUACAAAUUUAUUUGCAUAAUUAGCAAUUAAUAUAAUAUGGUAUAUUGCUACCACUCAAAAAAAGAGAAAAGAAUAUUGAGUGCACAGAUGUGCACUAAUAUGUUAGGGACGCCGGUGGCGCUGUGGGUUAAACCAUUGCUCGGUCCCAGCUCCUGCCAACCUAGCAGUUCGAAAGCACGUCAAAGUGCAAGUUCCUGCUCCAACGGGAAGGUAAAUGGUGUUUCCGUGCGCAGCUCUGGUUCGCUAGAAGCGGCUUAGUCAUGCUGGCCACAUGACCUGGAAGCUGUACGCCAGCUCCCUCGGCCAGUAAAGCGAGUUGAGCGCUGCAACCCCAGAGUCGUCCUAUGGUCAGGGGUCCCUUUACCCUUUACCUAAACUUAGAAUAGAAUAAUAGAAUUGUAGUUGGAAGGGACCCCAUCUCUUGCCAGAAGACCUUCCUGAAGGAAGCAGAGUUCAUGUUCAAAGCCAAAAACUUCCUGAUGACACCCAGUGGUUUACUUUCAGUAUUUCUCUCUCUUCCUGGGCCACAACCUUCAACAGGAAGGAAUGAUGCCCCAAGGCCCUUCAGCAUCCUGCCCAGAGUCCUUUGCUAUAUGUUAAAGAUUGUGUCUGGCAGUAUCGUUUAUACCCACAUGAAUCAAAAGGAAGGGUUUUUGGUCAGUGGGCUUUAUAAGACAUGGCAACUUCUCUGUCACAUCAUGAAUCUUUGCACCUGGAAGACAGCACACCUCCUGGGACCCCCUGUUACCCCUGCCCACCGCUGCUUCUGUCCCCCUCGGUAGGGAGUCACCUACCACCACCAGACGUCUCUUCCUUCUGGCAGUAAUUGUUUUGUACACAAUACCUUACAAACCACCUCAGAGUGUUCUGAGGUCUGCAACUGCUGUUCUUGCUCCUCUGGUCCAGAAUCAGAAAUUAGAUCACUGGCAGGGUCCUCUAACCUGGACAUAUUUCUGGGCCUCUAACCUGGACAUAUUUCUUCCAAUCCCUGCAUUCAGGCCAACAUAAUGAGCUAAUCAAGAUAUUAUUAAGAUAGGUUACAAAAGCAGGAGUCUUAUGGCUUGAUAACUUCCUACUCCUUCAUCUCAAAUUGCUUUUUUUCAAACUGCAAUUCUCCUUUUUCUGAAAUCAUUUCCUUGGUAGGUAGCAUACAGGUUAUCAGAAUACUCAUCCACUGUCAGUAGCUUUGGAUCUGAAAGGCUUAGGUCAAAAAUGGAAAACUAUUCGUCCAUCCCCUCCCAUCUCUUCCUCCUGUGGGGGGUGGCAGGAAUCAUUCUGUGCACUGUAUCUUCCACAGCCAUCUCGGUGUGUCUUGAGGUUGAUAACUGCUGUCCUAGCUCCUCUAGCCCAGAAAUGGUGUCCAAGGUGAGGGCCUGGGAUCCAUUUUGCAGCUCCAGUGACACAGCAAGGCUUUCGAUAGCCUUGCUUCUGUGCAUCAUGUUCUUCCAAGGGUUUCUCUCCUUCAAUGGGUGAUCUUCCUCCUCUGUAGAGGCACUUCACCUGUGUUGCUGUUCCAACACAGUCCACGCGCCUCUAUCUAGAAAUUCUGCAUCUUGCCCAGUAGUUCAAAGUGUGGAUAGGCUUCUUGGGACUUCUCACCAUAAUGAAACACAGAGGAACAUAAAAUACAUUUUAACUCUAACUCUAGGAGUGGUGCCACAAAUUAAGAUGAAUGCAUUCAUCUUCCUGAAAGGAAAAGAUUGCAGAAAUGUUUUCAUAACAGCAGCAGUGGGUUCAGAAGAUUUUCUACAAUACUUGGAGAGGAAGCCAGCAGAUGUUAAUAUCCUGCUCAACUCACAGCAGAGGUAAAUUUAUUAUUCCCCCCACUCACCCGCCCCCACCUUAAGCAUUCAAGCAUAUUCCUGUGUAAUUUUGCCAAAUAGUUGCAGUUUACCAAGGGGGAGAAAAUGGGAGAUUGAGAUUCUUCUAGAUUGAGCCUCAGUGAGAUAUAAACAAUAUUGAUUUUUAGUGAUGACGAGUAGCUUGUGAGGUGCUAUUUUAUCCCCUAGGCCAUAGCUAAAUGAUAAUGGCUUUUACAUGUUGCCAAAGAAGAGCAGUUGGAAAGGAGCUUUGAAAGGGAGUUGCAUUUUAAGUCUCAGACUGAACUGCAGUUAGCGAUUACCUGGGAGAAUAGCUGGAAAUAAGGCGUGUGGUUAAGUGAAAAUGCUAAUGCUUAGUGAGAGUUAACUGAAGACCUAAGCAUCUGUUUAGUGUUUACAUCAGCACAUUUUGAGAUGAGCCAAUAUUAACAAAAAGCCUUCAGGAAUUAACAUGCACGGAAAUUUCUUUUGUUAGAUGGCCUCCUCUCUAGAGAAAUCAGACUUCAGAAGCAUGGAGAUCAGUUCUAGCAUGACUUGCCUUUAUGAUCUAGAAAGCUUAGGGUAUGGGUGGAGAACCUGUGGCCUUCUAGAUACCUGUUGGCUUAGUAUUCCCAUCAGCCCCAGCCAGCAUGGUCAAGGGACAGGGAUGAUAAGAGCUGUAGUCAGACAACAUUUAGAGUGCUUCCCCGUUCUUCAUCUCUGGUUUACAGAGAGAGAUAGCUGUCUGUGCCUCAGUUACACAGGCCCUGGUUGUUUCCAAACUAAGUUAUUGCUAUGUGUUCUAUGAAGGGCAGCUUUUAAAGACAGUAUGGAAACUUCAGCUGGUACAAAAUGCAGCUAUUCAGAUACUGGUGGAGGCCCAGUGGUUGGAGCAUAUAGCAUUAUUGCUGGAACAGCUGUAGUUGUUGCCUAUUUGUGCUGAUAAUGCCCUUUAAAGUUCUAAACUUUCUGGGACCAAGCUAUUUGAAGUACCACCUCUACCCAUAUGAAUCUGUGCAGGCCUUAAGGUCAGCCUCAGAACCCCUGUUUGCGGACCUGCAGCAAUCUAAUAGACUGGUGGGUAUGAAAGAUGGGGCCCUUUUGGUAGCGACUUCAAAGAGAGUUAAGAGAUUGAGGUUCUGACUACAUUACACAGCAAGUGAAAGAAAAGAUUGCAGACAUCAGUGCUGUAGCCAACACAGAAGCACUAUAUGAAGAAAGAGGAAAGGAUGAAAGAGGUAGGAAAAUGGUGGACAGAAAACUAUGGGAGUGAAAUUAAUCCAAAGGAGAGAAGUUAAGAUAACUAGCCAGACACACAGGCUGAGUUUCAGAAGCUUGACUCAUCAGUAUGAGUUUUAAAAAAGGAGAACAGUGAGACAAACAUCAUAAAGUUUGCAAUCUAGGCAAUUUAUCCUUAACUCGACUUGAGGGAUUAUCUGGAGAUAAAAAAGGAUUUUAACGUAAUAAAACCAAGACACAUUUUACGAUCCUAUCAUCAGGAAAAGGAUGCAACUGAGCUCUACUUAACAACUGUCAAAAGUAGUACAAGAACCUCAAGAGAGUCUCCAAGAUUUCUUAAUUAGAGAGCUGGACCCAAGGAAAAAAGUCCUGUUUACCUCAAGCCUAAUGUAUGAUCCCACCAGACAAAACGUUCUGCUCCAUUCCAUCCUUAAAGGACUACAGAGUUAAUAUUUGGCUUAUGUUACAGCCUUAUAUAAAAGGACAGCCAAUAUUGUGUUUGAAAAAAGGAAACACAGUUGUCAGUGAUGAAAUAGAGACACAGCAGAAAUAGGAAAAUAGAAUGUGUGUUGUGACAGGGGGAAAACUGCAGCAGCGGCUCGCUGCUCAAGUUCAUGGAAAAGUAUAACCCUCUGCUGAAUGAGAUAAGGGAACUGAAAGCAAGCUCUGAAGAAAUUAAAGAUAUAAAAGCCGAAAUUAAUUUCCCAAAGUAAUCUUUUCAGAGUACCAACCUACCUGCCAAUAGUAGAAAAGGGGAGGAGCACUGAUAAAUACAACACCAAGCAUAGUUUUUAGGUGUUGCCAAUAAGCAAUAAACAGCUAGCACCAAAACAGGGACCAUCUAGAACCACAAAUCACAAGAAUGUGCUAUAUCUUAACUCUGAUUAUUCUGACAGUCUCAUGUGCCCUAGAUGAUGAGCAAACAGCUCACUUACAUUAUUUCAUUGGAUCUAAGGCAUUUAGAUAUUGAUUUGUCCUUAGCAUCUCUAAGUGGUAAACAUAAAAAAAAACACCAAGCAGGGAAAACAAUAAAAAGAAAUAAAGCCAGACACUACCUUUUAAGUUAUGAUGCCCACCUACCAGAGACAGGAUGUUUUGUGGAUAGGACCCUUGAUUCUGAUUUCCCUUCUCUGCCACUCCUGUUACAGCCAGUGUGGCUCAGCUUUAGACCAGCUUGAUCCAGAUGAAGAAGUGAACUUGGAUGUGGCGAUAAAGCUGGCCAUGGGGCUUUUAAGGCCCUCAGAAUGCUGCGGUCAUAACACCAGAGACAAGAACCACAACCAACAGUGGACAAUCAGUUUGGGACACCCUCAUUCUUCUGCUUUUCUUCAACCGUGGUACAAAUUAGUGGGCCUUGAUAUAAAAAUCAUACAUAAAUAAAUCCAGCUAUUGCCAUAUUACUGGUCAGGAUACAGGAGAUGGUUUUAUUCUUUUCUGGGAGAAGAAAGUUAAUUAGAGUUUGUGUUAAGCUUCUGUUAUUUAACCUAUCUUAAGCUUUUUCUUCCGUUAACUUGUGGGGAGAGGCAGGCAGAUUCCAGUGAAGUUGACUAAAUUUAUGUGACUGUUGUACUGUUUAGGCCUCCGCUGAAGUGGCUCUGAAUCAAUAAAAGAAUGAUUUGUAUCUCCCUGGACUAUAGUAUAACUUAUACCAUUAGGAUUUAAAUUUCCCACCACUAGAAGUGAGAGUGAGCAGAGGGCCCUGGCUUUUAAGUUAUGCUAGUACAGUGGUACCUUGGGUUACAUACGCUUCAGGUUACAGACUCCGCUAACCCAGAAAUAGUACCUCGGGUUAAGAACUUUGCUUCAGGAUGAGAACAGAAAUCGUGCUCUGGCGGCGCAGAGGCAGAAGGCCCCAUUAGCUAAAGUGGUGCUUCAGGUUAAGAACAGUUUCAGGUUAAGAACCGACCUCCGGAACGAAUUAAGUACUUAACCCAAGGUACCACUGUAUUCCUGCCAGCGAUGGUAAUGCUUUUAGGCAUUUCAGCACCUUUUCCCCUCUGCAGAGGCAAGAGACCUAUUAGGAUGGUCUGUCCUCAGGGGCUGAUGGAUCCAGUGGAUUUCCAGGCGGCUCUGGGGGGUUUUUCUGGCUGAUAUGACUGGCACUCCUGUCAAAGCUCUGCUCAACAACUGGAACAUCCGAAUGGCUCAGGUUGUUGACGCAAUCACCCUUGAGCGCCGUCUCCUGCUUCGUGGAGCCCGCUUGGAUCCCUGGUAUACGCCAGAGCUUAGGGUGAGGAAGCAAACUGGGGAUCGCUCUUACAUGAGUAGAGGAAAAGUUGGGUCAGAUGCAAAUGAACACUGGUCAAGCAAGAAGAGAAAGGCAUUUGAAUAUUCCUGAGUUCCCAUACUAUCAAGCAUUGUUAGGAAGAGUACCCCUUUGUGGAUUGAUUUACAGAGAUAGCAGCCAAGACCAACCAUAACCUUCCUGCCAUGCACACCUCAGCAUUAGCUUUCCAGGCAGUAUGGAGAUUUCUGGAGUCAAAGAACCAAGCUAUGGAAUAUUUUAAAACAGCAGCGAGGCAGAGUAGCACAACAAAAUGCUUCACAACAAAGGUCUCCUGUAAACUGAUCUUGGAGAAGAUCCCAAACUGGCCACAGUAGAUCAACUGAAUGACACUGAAUGGGCACAAUGGAGGCAGAGAAGUAAUAUCAAUUUUCUGCCAUAGCCACCACCCAAUAAACUCUAAAAUGUGUUCUGCACUAUGUUCAGUUGUGUUUCAUCUUAUUUUCUUCCAUUUGUACUUUAUCACUUAGGAAACAUUCAUACUUGCAUUUGUAGUUAAAAAAAAAAAAUCCACAGAAAAACCAAAUGUUUAGAACAAGCCUCCUAUCAUUGCUAGCAUCAGCUCAAGUAAAGAGUGCUGGAGAAAUUUUCCAGUGUUCUAUUCAGAACAUGGAAACAGUGAUUAGUCCUACAAAUCUGCAGAUAACGCUCCUUCUUGACAGUAUGAACAAUAGACUCAUUUUAAAGCAGAAUGGCUUCCAUUAGUCAUUCAAAGGAACAAAACCAAGAAGGAGAGUCAUGUUGCAUGCAAGACAAGAAUUUCAAGCUAUUUUGUUUUAGAUUAGUGAUACAGUUCUGUUGGUAGCAGAAUUCUGAAAUUUUGUUUGCAUCAGCAAAAGGCUGAAGGAGACAAAUCCCAGCAAGACUCCUAGGACAACAAUGAAAAAUUAAUAAUUUUCCGCAAAAAAUGCAAGAAACAGACAAUACUGGGUAUAAUAAAGGAACAAUCUUGAGUCAAGUCUAUGGGUGCUUUGUAUGUAAAUAGUUCAUAUGUUCUAUAUAGGAAAUGUGGAAUAGAAGCUAUUUGGAAAGAUAGGAAGUGACGCAGAACAGGAAGUACCCAAAACUCCCCUUAGUCCCCCAGCCUUUGACAAGACUCAAGAGAAUAAACUGAAAAUGAUUAUAAUUUGAAGACUAGGCUAAUUGGUUUUAGUGGUUUUGCUAAGCUGGGAAGUUCAGUUUGGGUCUGAUGUGCUUCGGGAUGCUAAAUGCCCAGCUUGGGUUUGUAUUAAAGUAACUGUUGCAUUGAGGAGUUGGAAAAACAAGUAGAACCAUUCCAAUGGGAUAUCAUUAGGAACAAUCCAGUUCAUUUGGGGUAGCACCUUUUAUCAAUGAGAUAUGGCAGGAUAAGAAAAGAAUUCAGAGAAUGGCAAGAAACAAAGUUCUAAGGAAAAGCUGGAGGAACUUGUUACACCUUUUAAUGUUAGGUAUGGUUUUUUUGCAUGUUCUUUUUAUGGCUCUUUUGUGGCUGUCAGUGAGUGCAUGAAUCAACUUUCUGCUUUCUCUCCAGAAAACAGAGAGGUAAUUUCAAAAAGUGACAGCACUUUUUGAAAAACAGCAACUGUGAUGUAGGUGCAGGGAUGGAAAGGAAACCAAAGAAAUAAAAUGCAUGCUGUAUUUGCUAGAACUUAAAGAGCUCCCAGAAUGCAUGAGAAAUGAUGACGGAACUUGCUAAGAAGACAGUCCCUAAAGACGAUUCCCAAUUAUGCUUUCCUGCAGCAGUAAACACAGGCCGAAGUAGGAAGGCAUUCACUCCACAUCCCACCCCCAAAAUUCCCAAAAUGUACUCUGCACAGGCCCAGAUGGCCAAUGGAAGGCCACCAGUUACAGGUAAGCAACCUGCUUUGGGGGGGGGUGGACUUCUGCUUUUCCCCAAUCUUAAAACUAUAGCAACAUUAAUUCCAUUGCAGACAAAAUUGGUUCCCGGUAGACUAGCUCUGGUCUCAUAAGAAGCCUGCUGGAAUGUGGAGCAAAAGAGAAAGAAAAUGACUACAAGGGAGAUGUUUCUUUGUGGGUGUCCUUUUGCUAGAUUGGCAUCUGCUUCUGCCUACAAGGCCACAGACCAGGGAUGGGAAAACUAUGGCUCUCCAAAUGUUGUUGGAUGACAACUUUUUGACCAUUGGCCAUGCUGGGUUGGGCGGAUGAGAGUAAUAGUUCAACAUCAUCUGGAAAGCCACAAGUUCCCCACUCCUACUGUAGACAAAGAGGUACCAUUUGCCAACUAAGACAAAUGGAAUAUUUGCACUGGCAUGUGAAGAUGUAAACCUGUGAAUGUGCAUGCAGUAGCUGGGGGAGACUCUAUUACAGAAACCUUUUUAAAGAUUCAGAAUGUCAUAAAUAUGCUAUCAGAAUAAGUCAGUAGGAGUACCUAUCUAUACUGGUGAUUGCAUUAGCUUUCAGAAAAUAUUACUCUGUAUUCAAUAACGGUAUGUGAAAUACCAUAUUAAAAAUUAAGUUAAGACAUUUCUUACUUAACAGUUACAUUGGGUGAAAGAUUUUGGUGCUGAUCAAGCAUGCCUCAUGUGACUCAACCGAUGUUUGCAUAGUGAUUUAAUGUAAAGAUCUGGAUGCCAUUCAAAAGAGCUUUUUUUAAAUAUAUACAAAAUAUAACUCAAGGAUCUAAGCCAUAUUUAAAGCAAUGUACAAAAAAUACUUUAGCAUUUAAAAGUGUUUCUUCACAAUUCUUACAAAAAUGAAUGUACAAUUUGAUUUUGUCUUUAAAGAUUACCUAUGGAAGCAGUCUCAUGACAAGGAAGCACAAAGCAAAGCGGCGUGGUUUUCCCACUCAAGGCAAAACACUGCACAGUUAA
Messenger RNA from Podarcis lilfordi (Lilford's wall lizard), 13936 nucleotides. The record is from the annotation of a GenBank genome assembly. Lineage: Eukaryota; Metazoa; Chordata; Lepidosauria; Squamata; Lacertidae.